This is a messenger RNA of Rattus norvegicus (Norway rat), 5680 nucleotides long. RefSeq names its product tubulin polymerization promoting protein (gene Tppp). NCBI's taxonomy places the organism in Eukaryota, Metazoa, Chordata, Mammalia, Rodentia, Muridae. The record is from RefSeq and is a predicted model, not a curated record. Gene Ontology annotation, molecular function: protein homodimerization activity; GTPase activity; tubulin binding. Gene Ontology annotation, biological process: myelin assembly; astral microtubule organization; microtubule nucleation by microtubule organizing center. Gene Ontology annotation, cellular component: perinuclear region of cytoplasm; microtubule; spindle.
GGACGCGUUUUGGAGGUAAGCUAGCGCCGGGCGCUGUCCGUGGUCCGAGGCGCGGCUCUGGGGCCAAGGCUCGGGACGCCUCCGGUCUGUGAGGCUGGCCACCUGCCACUCUCUGCAGUGGCUAGAUCAGCUCCGGCUGCUGAAGCAUUGCUUCCUCAGAGACCUCGGCAGGGGUGUCAAAAAGGCUAUGCGUGUACACUGAGCCAGGCGCAUUGCGUCGGAACUUAAUACGGCGGACCGAAAGCACCCCACGGCUCCCACCGACCCAGGUACCAGGCCUCGCCGGGCCCCAGGUCGCUGCCCGAGGAACCUGGUGGGAAACAGGGUAAAAAGAAGCCACCGCCCGGAGCCGCGCAUAUUGACGCUGGAGCUGCUGGGGCGUUCUUGGGUCUGGAAUCUUGAGUGCGCGUUGCGUCCUGCAGGUGACAGUGCCUGUUCGCUCCACCACUCUCCUUUCAAGCCUGCAUCUCUCAUUCGAGAUGGCGAGGGUUCUGUCAGGGUCUCGUGUUGAAUGCUCGUAUUUGCACGUAGAAGAGGGAGGAUUUGACCCUUGCUGGGCGGUUUCGGUUAUGUAAACGAGGCCUUGAACAAGCAACAUGGCUGACAGCAAGGCCAAGCCCACCAAAGCUGCCAACAAGACACCACCCAAGUCCCCAGGAGACCCAGCCAAGGCUGCUAAGAGGUUGUCGCUGGAGUCAGAGGGGGCCAAUGAGGGUGCAGCUGCAGCCCCUGAGCUCAGUGCCCUGGAGGAGGCCUUCCGGCGGUUUGCAGUACACGGGGACACCAGGGCCACAGGAAAGGAGAUGCACGGCAAGAACUGGUCAAAACUGUGCAAGGACUGCCACGUGAUCGACGGGAAGAACGUGACCGUCACCGACGUGGACAUCGUCUUCAGCAAGAUCAAAGGGAAGUCCUGCAGGACCAUCACCUUUGAGCAGUUCCAGGAGGCACUGGAGGAACUGGCCAAGAAGCGGUUCAAGGAUAAGAGCAGCGAGGAAGCCGUGCGUGAGGUGCACCGACUCAUCGAGGGCCGAGCACCAGUCAUCUCUGGCGUCACGAAAGCUGUGUCCUCACCCACAGUGUCACGGCUCACGGAUACCAGCAAGUUCACAGGCUCCCACAAAGAGCGCUUCGACCAAUCAGGAAAGGGCAAGGGCAAAGCUGGCCGCGUGGACCUGGUGGAUGAGUCAGGCUACGUGCCUGGUUACAAGCAUGCGGGCACCUAUGACCAGAAGGUGCAGGGGGGCAAGUAGCCUUACGGGCUGGAGCUCCGGACACUACAGGUGGCAGGCACAGGACUUACACCCAUUGCACUUCAUUACAUUCCUAUGUUAACUGGGCAGAACUCAGAAUGCACCUCCACUAGGCGAUGGUGGGGGCGAUGCCCAGGCCUCCUCCUGCUGGGUGCUUCGACACUUCUCCCUCAGACCCCAGGUUUGGGCCGUGAUUCAUUGUCCUGUCCUAACAUACCUGCCCUGUCCACAGCUGGGAAGUGGACUGCUCUUUCCAAACUGUCUCCCAGGAUCAUACCACACUGGCCACUCGAGCUGCACGUAAAAGGGGUGUUCUGGGUACUGGCAGAAGUAAGGGUGAGCAGAUGUGAGAACUCACGCUGGCUUUAUCUAGGCACUUGUAGGGCGGCAGGAGCUAAGGAACUAACCAACCGGAUAGAGUAAUCCUAAACAGGCCGCUUCAUCCUUUAUGACCACAGCACACAACUGAGGCUACUCGGUGGUGUGCCAAUGUGUGUGUGAACAAUUCACAUCAGUACACAUGCAUGUGCACACGCGCGAGCACACACACACACACACACACACACACACACACACACACACACACACAGCUUCACCAACCAAGUCUGUGCUGAGAGUGGCCAAGAGAAAAAUGGAAGCUCCCCGGUGACCAGAGGAGUAAUAUGAAGCUGGAAGUUUCUUCAGUGUUGUUCUAAGAAAUGACAAGGCUAUGUGCUUGGUCUCAAGAGUGAUCCAGGGGGAUCCGGGACAUCAAGCUGCCAUGCCCCAUCACCAGGUUGGGACACACAUGAGGCUGAAUCACUUCAUCCAGACCAGGCCUGACAGUUAUCCCACCAAUGGGACAGAAGCUCUUGCCAGCGCGAGUUAUGCUGUGUUUUGCUCAAAACCAUGUGUCUUCAGCUCAGUGGAAUCUUCUCUGGGUUCAGAUUUCCUAACUUUGAUCACAAGUGCAAGUGCAGGGCACUGGACACCAGAACCAGACCCAAGAAAGAUUUUCAGCAUCAGCUAAGGCUUCUUUUCCUGCCGCAAGAGAGAAGUCAGGACUGAGCUCUUCCACGAAUGAGGGUGCCGCUUAGCCAGGCCCACAGACCUGUACUAUUCUCAAAAGAGCAGCACUUGUUCCUUUGCAUUAACACAGCCCUAGCCUUGCAUGCAACUUGGUGAACUGUGUAGCCUUGUUCCUAGAAAGAGCACAGUGGCCUCGGGAUCUGCUUCCCGGAGCAGAUGGCUGUUGGGGGUGGGAGUGUGUCUUACGCGGCUUGGACAGCACAGCUAGACAACAAGGCCGUCUUCCCUACUGCCACGGCAGACAGUCAGUCACAUUACCCAGCUCUCUGGGGCUCUCUGGGGCUUCACUGCAACACCAGGAAGGACUACUUACUAACCUAGAGAGAAAUGCAUGAUCCUCGACACCAGACCUCCCAGACAGCAGGCCCUCUGAAAAGUUCAGUUAGCAAGCCCCAUCAACAUACCCACCGCUGGAAGCUGAGGAUGGUAACUUCCUCCCAAGGUUUUGUGAGUUUGCAGUACCUGGCAAGUGGUGGAGCCUCCUCUCUGGAAUCUUACCUCACUGGUCUGGGGAAAGAAAAGGACCCUUGCACUUCUCACACCCACGCCCAGAACCCCUAGUCCCCAUGUGGCUGGCAGUCUCUUGGUGUGAGGAUGCUGUUUUCUACGAACAGUCUAGCUGGCACCACCAUAGCCAAGUAAAAUGGAGCACAUGCAAAUCCCUCAGGAGGUGACUGCAUGUAGGCCAGGGCAGAGGGUCAGGCUAGUGUGGCAUCAGACGGUCCCCAAACAUGUAGUGGGUCAGAUGUUUCCCUGACCCCAUAGUAGUCUGAAAACCCUGGACACAGUGUCCUGUUCAAAGGGCCAAGAUGCCAGAGUGAUGUCCAGAUGAAGAGCCAAGCCAAGUCCAGGCUUAGCAGCCUAGCAACACCUAGGAAACAACGUAAGCGUCCACCUUCACAGGACCGCCCAGCGCCAUGGGGACGCUUCAUUAGAAACUAGUCACUUCGCCCAUGUGCUCAGGACUGGACAGAAAAGCUCAGAGUGGCACGUCCAUAUAGGUCCUGGGCAGUAGAGGACCAGAACUGCCAUCAGAGUCCCCAAAGGUAGGAUCCUCAGCAAGAAAGCACUUGAGAAAGCAUUUCUAAUAGCUCUAACAUACCUUGGGCUUUGUAAAUGGAAAUUGGGUCACUCUGCCCUACUGGUCCUCACUGUCCUAGAACAGAACCUGAGCACCCUUGGGAAUAGUCCUAGGCCCACCCAUGUAGUUCCUCAGCAGCACCCAGAGCUAUGUGAGACAAGUGGUCUUCGUCGUGUCUCCCCUUACCUCCAGUUUCCUCACACAGCACCUUUCUCCAGUCAGUGUUGUUUAACUUUGAAUAGAAGCCCUCCCUCUAGAUGACAUCUGUCAUCUAGCAAGGAAAGGGUAGUAACAAUUAGAUCACAAGGACUUAUUGUCUCCAUAUUGUCAGCUUAAACUGUCUUUGGAAUUUGUUGUGGCACCUGUGUUCCCUCUCAGCAUAGAAACUGAUUGAGUCCAACUUUGCUGCACAGAAUGGAUGUGCAUUUUCCUCAGUUCGAUUUGAACACACAGCUGGAGUGUUUGUCUGUGCUGCAUGUUUUAUGCGAUACCAAUUAGCUACUACUAAUUAUGGGUAAGUAGAAUCCAGUGUCUGUGAAUAAAAACAAAAACUGCACAGCAUGCAAACCAAGACCAGGGCCAUGUGCUAAUAGGUGACAGGCACACAAGAGAUGGGGGUAGGUUCUCACAGGGGAUAACACCCAGGAGGCGAUAUUUUUUUUUCUCUAUAGGGGGCACUCAGGAGACAGAGACAUACUCUGUUGUGAGCUGAUCCAGGAGACAAGAAAGAUUCAGUCUAUCAGGGGAAGACACUCAGGAGACAGAGACAGGUUCUCUUGAGGUAUGACAGACAAAAGUAAGGACAGAUUUGGUCAGAGGCGACACUCAGGGACACGGAUGGAGUGACAGAGUCAUGUUUGGUUGUGCAUGACACUCGGCAUGUUCUGUCAGAGUAAUACUUGGAUAUAUUCUAUUGGGGGUGAUACCCAUGGACAUGGUCUGUAGGGGGUGAUAUACAGGGACACAUUCUGUUGGAGGUGACAUUCAGGAGAAAGGGACAAAUUUCAGGGAAGAGCCAUUCAGAUGGUGUCUUAAGUGUCAGGGAAUGAUGGUAGGUAGGUUAGAGGCUGUCUGAAACAUUGACUCUAGUAGAACCCCUAUUUAUUUCUAUUUAAUGCUAUGAGCAACUAGUUAGUGGAAAUACUUUACCAAAACAAGAGUUCAAAUUCCGUAUUUAAAUAUUGUGGAAAGAUCUAUAUUUAUACUGGAGUAUUUUUACACCUUUCAGUAUCCUAUCUUACUUUGGGGCAUAGGGACAUUAAGAGAUGGAGACAGUUUUGAAAUAGGUUGCACUACAGAUCUGCCACCUCCCUUAGUCUGUCCCAGGGAGUUGACAGGUGGCUGCCCUGAGCCAAGACUCAACCUUCCCCCUCCCAGAGGCCCUGGGCUGCCUCAGCUGCCUGCUUUAAUGAAUAGUUUUACUGGCACACAGCUGUCCCCAUGUGUUUACAUACUGUUCUGUAGCUGCUUUGGUAUUAGAACUGGCUGGGAGGAUUGGGACAGAUGCCAUGGCACAGACACGUGGUAUUUGCCACCUGUCCUUUUCCAGGGAAAACUGCCUGCCUGUCUGCAGCCCCCGACCCCCUGUAGACUCGUCUACUACCCGGCUACAACAUGGGCACAUGGGGGAAGCCCUGCCAAUUAAGAAUGGCAAGAGUAACAAUUUAGCUGUACUGUGAAGACAUCAGUAGACAGAAUAGCCUUCCAACAUUGAGCCAAACAGCUCUUCCUCACCAACAUACUACUGACCAUUUUGAACUUUACAGUUUAGGGGUGUGGCCAUCUUGGGAUGAUUAAAUUAUCUCUUCCUUUAGACUUCUUAACUAAACCAAGCCAAACAACAAAGGAAGCCUGUACAACUUAAACUUGAAAGGAAUAAUAUGCUAUUACUACUAGUUUGUACUAAGUUUUUUUUUUCAAGAAAGGGAGUUAAGUUUAUAUAUAUGUGAUAUAUAUUUUUACACUAUUUUAUUAAUGUUAGGGAGUAUGGAGUUUAUCACUUUAUCAGUGUGAUGGGUAAUGUUGAUGUCACAGGUGUCCUGACUCAAAGACACUUAUGCUGACAUCUAAACCACGCUUGCUCAGAAUGUCAGGUCAGGAUGGCCCUGCUGUCCCUCCUAUAGUGCAAGGCAUCCAGUCACCUAGUUGGACAUAUGGCCUGGCUCAUAUUGCUUUUGUGAACAGCUUGUGUCUGUCAACAUUUCGUUCAUUGUGUUUGCUGUUAUUAACAUUGUGUGUCAAGUUGGUAAAGUGAUGAAUAAAGGUUUUAAAAUAUGGA